Messenger RNA from Ustilago hordei, 927 nucleotides. RefSeq lists its product as uncharacterized. Lineage: Eukaryota; Fungi; Basidiomycota; Ustilaginomycetes; Ustilaginales; Ustilaginaceae. Gene Ontology annotation, molecular function: L-cystine transmembrane transporter activity. Gene Ontology annotation, biological process: L-cystine transport. The transcript has a single exon. The record is from RefSeq and is a predicted model, not a curated record. Gene Ontology annotation, cellular component: fungal-type vacuole; vacuolar membrane. The coding region runs from base 1 to 927 and encodes 308 amino acids.
AUGGGUGUAAUCAUCCCCACCCUAGCUCCGGCAUCAGAUCAAAAAUCACUCUUCCUCACAUCCCUAUCCCGCCUACUUGGGUGGAUCUACACAUUUGCUUGGUCUCUUUCAUUCUACCCUCAGGUCAUCCACAAUUAUACCCACUCCUCUACUGUUGGGCUCAGCACCGAUUUUGUGCUGCUUAAUGCAGCUGGGCAUUCUUCAUAUCUCCUAUACAACUCUCUAUUGCUCUUCUAUGAGCCUGUUCGACGGGCGUAUCGCAAGACGCACGAGGGGAGGGACAACGUAGUUCAACUGAACGAUUGGGUCUUUUCUCUCCAUGCUACCCUCCUCGCACUUCUUACUCUCGGGCAGUAUUUAAGGUAUAAGAAACCAGAACAAGAGGUUUCUCGAACAGUCCGUCUUUCUCUCGCUUUUGCACUCACUAUCGCAGUCUUCCUCGCCGGUGCCCGCAGACUGAAACUCGCGGGGUGGCUGGACAUUGUCGCUGCAGCCUCAACACUCAAGUUGGCGAUAACAAUGACCAAAUACCUGCCACAGAUCAAACUCAAUAGAGACAGAAAAAGUACAAAAGGUUUCAGCAUAGAGAACAUUCUCCUAGAUCUCAUAGGAGGAGUGUUGAGUCUGUUGCAAUUGGUGGUUGAUGCCGUUUGGAUUCAGGGUAGUUGGAGUGGUGUUAGUGGAGAUUGGGGGAAAUUGGGAUUGGGGCUGUUGAGUGUGGCGUUUGAUGGAGUGCUCAUUUGCCAACAUUACCUGCUCUAUGGGCCGGUAGAUGUGGACCAAGAGGAGGAGAGCGAGGAGGAGGAAGUGCAAGGAGGGAGGGAAGAGAGGAGGAGUGGAUAUGGAAGUACCGCCUCUGGUUGUGCGUCCAGAAGAGGUGGAAGGCCGAGUGAGGGUGAGGAUGAAUCUUCGGCGUUGCUCAGAUAG